UCAAAUGCUGCUAGAUUAAGGAAAAAAGGUUGGUGAAGCUAUGGAAGGCCACCAAACAAACGCUGCAAUUUAAAAAUGAGCUAUUUGUUCUGUGUGCCUAACAAGGAGGGGACUAGGACAAGAGAAACACCGGUUUCACAAGCCAAGCAAACUGAGUCAUUCUAACUCGGAAUGGAGCAACGGAAGGGGCGGAGAUUGAUACUCUUCCCACUGCCCUUCCAAGGUCAUAUAAACCCCAUGCUAGAGCUCGCCAACAUUCUACACCUGAAAGGCUUCUCCAUAACCAUCAUUCACACCAACUACAACUCUCUCAAUCCUUCAAGCCAUCCACAUUUCACCUUUCACUCAAUUUCAGAUGGCUUAUCUGAAAGUGAGGCCUCCGCAAAGGAUAUCCUCCGCCUCAUUUCUCUUUUAAAUGUCAAAUGUGUUGAACCUUUCCGAGAAUGCUUGGCCAGCUUGUUAUCUGAUGUUUCAGAAGAGCCAGUUGCUUGCUUGAUAUCAGACGCUAUCUUUCACUUCGCUCAAUCUGUUGCCGAUCGCCUUAAGGUCCCAACGGUUGUUUUAAGGACUGGGGGUGCUUCUUCAUUUACUGUUUUUGCUGCAUUUCCACAACUGCGUGAAAAGGGCUACAUCCCAAUACAAGAUUCUAGACUAGAAGAGCCAGUGUCAGAGUUCCCACAUCUCAGAGUCAAAGACCUUCCCGUGCUGAAGAGGUGGGAGUCGGAGGAAUGCUAUCAACUAGUAGAAGGCAUGUCAAAUGGAUUCAAGACCUCAAAGGGACUAAUUUUUAAUACUUUUGAAGAGCUUGAAGAGCAGGCACUGGGGAAAAUUCGACAACAUUUCCCCAUUCCAAUUUUCCCUAUAGGACCAUUUCAUUUCCCUACAGCCUCUUCUUCACUUCCAUUGUCAACAGAAGAUGAAAGUUGCAUUACAUGGCUAAACAGUCAAGCACCAAAAUCUGUUAUCUAUGUUAGCUUUGGGAGUAUUGCUGCAAUAAAUGAAGCUCAGUUUUUGGAGAUAGCUUGGGGACUGGCCAACAGCAAGCAGCCUUUCUUAUGGGUGAUUCGACCUGAAUCAAUCCACGGAGGUUCGCAAUGGCUUGAGCUAUUACCUAGUGAACUUCUAGAAAACUUCAAUGUGAGGGGGAACAUUGUGAAAUGGUCUCCCCAAAAAGAAGUGUUAUCACAUCCAGCCGUAGGAGUCUUUUGGGCUCAUAACGGCUGGAACUCUACACUGGAAAGCAUUUGUGAGGGAGUUCCCAUGAUUUGUAUGCCAUGCUUCACUGAUCAAAUGGUGAACGCAAUAUACGUAACUAAUAUCUGGAAGAUUGGUUUGCAGCUAGAGAAAGGAGCAGACAGAGGUGAAAUCGAAAGAAUGAUUAGAAGACUAAUGCAGGAGAAAGAAGGGGAAGAGAUCAAAGCUAGAAGCUUGAAGUUAAUGGAGAAGGCCAAUCUCUGCUUCAAACGAGGUGGCUCUUCAUACCAAUCCUUGGACGGCUUGGUUAAACAUAUUCUAUCACUGGAAUCAUUUGUUUUUGGAACUCAGUGAAUUCCCCAACAUGGUUCUUGGGAAAUUCAUUUGGGUUAUCUAUGAGGGCUACAAGUUCAUAAGAAGUAGUGCUUAUGUCCUUGACUCUAUCCAUUUUCUUAAUAAAACUAGCAGAGCAUUUGCAUUUCAAUAUUUACCACUAUCAGUGAAGAUCAUCAACAAAAUAUUUAUAAUAGAGAUAGUGCAACUAUAUUAAGCCAACUCAAUUCUUCAUUGUAAUCAAUUUUACUGAAAUGUAGAUUAUUAGGGCAAAAACAGAAAAAAGAUUAAAGAGAAAUUCUUCAAACCUGGAGAGAUGGGUUCAUGGAGAUAAAAGAAAGCCCUCUAACGGUAUGAGAUGUCUUCCCGCCAAAAAUUUCG
Messenger RNA from Argentina anserina (silverweed cinquefoil), 1908 nucleotides. RefSeq names its product UDP-glycosyltransferase 76F1-like. Gene Ontology annotation, molecular function: quercetin 7-O-glucosyltransferase activity; quercetin 3-O-glucosyltransferase activity. The record is from RefSeq and is a predicted model, not a curated record. NCBI's taxonomy places the organism in Eukaryota, Viridiplantae, Streptophyta, Magnoliopsida, Rosales, Rosaceae.